GAACGCGCCGUUAGGGUCAGGCUCGCCGGCCGGGAGCCAUGAGUUCCUUCCGCCAGCGCGCCGCCGCGUUCCGCUCUCAUUUACUGCUCGCUCGACUCCGCUCGGUGUUGAAGGAAGCGUUGAGACUGUCUGAGACCGCGCUGCCGGCCGACCCCCACCAGCUUGGGGCGCCCCAAGCCAGAGAGACCCCCGCCAGCUCCCCCUGCAAGCGGACUCGACCUGCUAAGGAGGGCAACAUGCGGCUGCGCUUUGUGAGGCUCUCCGAGCACGCCACGACCCCGACCCGGGGGUCGGCGCGCGCCGCAGGCUACGACCUGUACAGUGCUUAUGAUUAUACAAUACCACCUAUGGAGAAAGCCCUUGUGAAGACGGACAUUCAGAUAGCUCUUCCUUCUGGGUGCUAUGGAAGAGUAGCUCCACGUUCUGGCUUGGCUGCAAAACACUUCAUUGAUGUAGGAGCUGGUGUCAUAGACGAAGAUUAUAGGGGAAAUGUUGGUGUUAUCUUGUUCAAUUUUGGCAAAGAGAAGUUUGAAGUGAAAAAGGGUGAUCGAAUUGCUCAGCUCAUUUGUGAGCAGAUUUUUUAUCCAGAAAUUGAAGAAGUUCAAGUCUUGGAUGAUACUGAAAGGGGUUCAGGAGGUUUUGGUUCUACUGGAAAGAAUUAAAAUUUGGGCCAAGAAUAGAAAAUGAAAAGGCAUACUUUUU
Messenger RNA from Dipodomys ordii (Ord's kangaroo rat), 702 nucleotides. RefSeq names its product deoxyuridine triphosphatase (gene Dut). Gene Ontology annotation, biological process: dUTP catabolic process; dUMP biosynthetic process. Lineage: Eukaryota; Metazoa; Chordata; Mammalia; Rodentia; Heteromyidae. Gene Ontology annotation, molecular function: dUTP diphosphatase activity; magnesium ion binding. The coding region runs from base 39 to 662 and encodes 207 amino acids. The transcript is spliced from 7 exons. The record is from RefSeq and is a predicted model, not a curated record.